AUGUCCUCACCACAAACAUUCUUCAUCACAGGAGCUUCCGGCUCCCAAGGCGGUGCUGUAGCACGCAAACUCCUAGCAUCAGGCCACAAAUUCCAGGCUCUAGUCCGAGACCCUUCCAAACCCAGCUCCCUCGCUCUCCAGAAGCUAGGCGCAACACUCAUCCACGGCGAUUACGAUGACAUCCCCGCACUACAAAAAGCAGCAACCGGAUGCACCGGUGUCUUUAUCCUUCCCGUGCCCACGCAAACGCCAGGCCAAGAGUUAGAGCACACGCAGAACAUCAUCGCGGCGGCGAAAGCGGCGGGUAUCAAGCACGCUGUGUGCUCCACCGUCACGCGCGCAGAAGAGAGUGACCGGUUCUCGUUCACCGUUCCAGAAAAUGUCCCCGUGACCAAGUAUUGGGAGUCGAAAAGGGGUCUCCAGGCUGCGGUUCAGAAUGCUGGGUUUGAGACUUGGACGAUACUGCAGCCUGCUUGGAUUAUGAAGAAUUGGAUUGCGCCUGUGUCGCACUUCUAUUUCGCCGAGUUGAAGGGGGAGAAGGUGCUUGUUACUGCUUUUGCGCAGGAUACGAAGAUCGAUUUCACGGCUGCGGAGGAUGUGGGGAGCUUUGCGGUCAAGGCGCUUACGGAGAAGGACAGUGGGCUGGAAGGGAAGAUUGUGCCGAUUGCAAGUGAGGGGUUGACGAUUGGAGAGAGUGCUGAUGUUAUGAGUGAGGUUUCUGGGGUUAAGAUUGGGUGGAAGCUUAAGAGCGAGGAGGAUAUUGAGAAGGAGAAGAACGUCAAUCCGAAGGUUGCGACGCAGCUUUGGCAGAGGUAUGAUGGCACUAGGGUUGAUAUUGAGCAAGUGAAGAGUUAUGGGAUUCCAUUAACUUCGUUCAAGCAGUUCUUGGAGAACAAUAAAGAGCAGUUACUUGCAGCUGUUCAAGAUUAG
Molecule: messenger RNA, 930 nt
Organism: Lachnellula hyalina
Lineage: Eukaryota; Fungi; Ascomycota; Leotiomycetes; Helotiales; Lachnaceae
Product: NmrA-like family domain-containing protein
Exons: 1
Coding region: 1-930 (309 amino acids)
Source: RefSeq, a predicted model, not a curated record